Ilyonectria robusta is the source of this 655-nucleotide messenger RNA. RefSeq lists its product as uncharacterized. The transcript is spliced from 3 exons. The record is from RefSeq and is a predicted model, not a curated record. Bases 155 to 499 code for a protein of 114 amino acids. Lineage: Eukaryota; Fungi; Ascomycota; Sordariomycetes; Hypocreales; Nectriaceae.
CAAGAUGAUCCCAACCUAGCACUUCAUGAGGGAAUCAAUCAGGGCGCCCGACCUCUCCGAAUUUAUCAUCAAGUGGUCAGAAGGACACUGUCAGCAAUAGGGGACCAGUUGAGCCUGGUCCUUAUUUUUCACCUCGAGUCUUUUUGCCGAUAAAAUGAGUAUCGGGGUCGGCGUGGGCGACUUUAUCAAAAUCCUAGAGCUUGUUACUCAGGCUCGGAAACGGUUUGUGGAUGCGCCCAGUCAGUAUAAUGGCAUAUCAAAUGAUCUCAGAAACUUCUCGAACGUCGUCCAAGAUAUCGAUGUCCUUUUAUCAGGAUGCGAACCUAGACCCGAGCAGCGAGCAAAUCUACAAAGUAUCAAGGACGACUCCACCAGUCUUUUAAAAGAUUUGCUCCAGAGGCUUGACAAGGAUAGAGAAAUCGGGGCUUGCAGUACGAGUACGACCCAAUGUGUUAAGAAAGCUUGGAAAAGGUCUAUUUGGGACCUGGAUGACGUUUAAGGUUUUUGAAGUCGGAUAUUGCUCAAUCUCGCACUACUUAAUACAAUUAAGGGACAGUUAUCCAGUCAAAGAUCUUCCAGGAUUCAACAGGACCUUCAUCAUCUCACCGAGCAAUCGAACCAACAGGAACAACAUGAAAUCCUGAAGUGGAUUGGA